This is a messenger RNA of Colletotrichum acutatum, 1033 nucleotides long. RefSeq names its product peptide alpha-N-acetyltransferase Nat2. Lineage: Eukaryota; Fungi; Ascomycota; Sordariomycetes; Glomerellales; Glomerellaceae. Gene Ontology annotation, cellular component: mitochondrion. The record is from RefSeq and is a predicted model, not a curated record. The transcript has 3 exons. The coding region runs from base 170 to 949 and encodes 259 amino acids.
CAGAAAUUCCGUUCGCACGCAAGCUCGAUAAGCCCGGCGCGUCUCCAUCGCAACCCAUCACUCACGACCGACCUUAUCACCUUGACUGAGUCGAGACAUACCACAACAAGCCCUAAGAACCAACGACCUGUGUUAAGGGGCUAUUGGCGUAACCGUGCUAGCCAUCAAGAUGAUGCGACCAGCUUUCCGAUUGGCAACCAUGCCGCGCCGUGCGAUACCGGCAGCGAGACAAAAUGCAACAGAGGCACUGUGGAGGAAGCAGUUCACUGCGCCAACGAGAACUUUCAAGACGACACCACCGCGAGCAACAUAUCCAAGACCUGGCGCAUCGCAAUCCCAAUUUCGCUGGUCGCAAAGUCAGACUUCAAGCUGGAUCACGUCUCGGCUCGAAACGAUCUUCCGAUCAUCACGCCGGACGUUCCGGUUCUCCGCUAGGCAGAGCAACUCGGCAGACGGUGCUGCCAAGGAAUCGCUUUCGCUCAGCCAAAGGUUGAAGAAGCUUUCGCGCGAAUAUGGGUGGUCGGCUGUUGGCGUGUAUCUGGCCUUGAGCGUUCUGGAUUUUCCCUUUUGUUUCCUGCUCGUGCGGAUCGUUGGAACCGACCGGAUUGGUCAACUGGAGCACUGGGUAGUGUCCCACGUCCAAAAAGUGAUCCCUGAUUCAGUCAAGACCUGGUGGACCGAAUACAGAGCCGCACUCAGCAAGGCCGAGACCGAGCAGCUGGGAAACAACGACAUCAGCGAUGCAGUUGAGAAGGCGACCUGGGGAGUUGAGGAAGCUCAGCGCGCCAACAAAGCGGAAGCCAGCUUGGGAACUCAGUUGGCUUUGGCAUAUGCAAUCCAUAAAAGUUUCAUCUUCCUCAGAGUGCCUUUGACCGCCGCGGUUACGCCAAAGGUUGUCAAGGUGCUCAGAUCAUGGGGAUGGCAGAUCGGCAAACGGCGGAGCAAAUAAGCCGAAGUCUGGGGCCCGUCCAGCCUCCGCUCGGCUGGUGGGUCGGAGAUCCUGGGAUGCCGGGCACCUCCUUAAUGUAUUAUC